Messenger RNA from Tetranychus urticae (two-spotted spider mite), 1500 nucleotides. RefSeq names its product Cyclin-dependent kinase 7 (gene Cdk7). Gene Ontology annotation, biological process: protein phosphorylation; positive regulation of transcription by RNA polymerase II. The record is from RefSeq and is a predicted model, not a curated record. Gene Ontology annotation, cellular component: transcription factor TFIIH holo complex; cytoplasm; nucleus. NCBI's taxonomy places the organism in Eukaryota, Metazoa, Arthropoda, Arachnida, Trombidiformes, Tetranychidae. Gene Ontology annotation, molecular function: ATP binding; cyclin-dependent protein serine/threonine kinase activity; RNA polymerase II CTD heptapeptide repeat kinase activity.
AAAUGGACAACUUUCUAACUGCUGACUGCCAUGAGUGUUUUGAUGAGAGUCUUCAAGAGUCUUUUGUAGUUUGUUGUUUUCAAUCAAUGUUAGUUAGUUCUUAAACUUUGUUAAUCUUAUUUUGUUUACAGUUAAUCUUUGAAAUCAUGGUACCAUCUAUGAGCUCAAAAAGCCGCUAUGAAAAGAUCAAAUAUCUUGGAGAAGGACAGUUUGCCACUGUUUACAAGGCUCGUGAUAAUCAGAAUGACACCAUGGUUGCCGUGAAAAAAAUUAAACUAGGAACACGAGCUGAGGCUAAAGAUGGUAUCAAUAGAACUGCGUUACGUGAGAUUAAAUUACUUCAAGAGCUUCACCAUGAAAAUAUAAUAGGUCUUCGUGAUGUUUUUGGACAUCGUUCAAAUGUUUCCUUGGUUUUUGACUUUAUGGAAACUGACUUGGAGGUUAUAAUUAAAGACAUGAGUAUCAUAUUAACACCAGCUAUAAUCAAAUCUUACAUGUUAAUGACUUUACAAGGCUUAGAAUAUUUACAUCUAAAUUGGAUAUUGCAUCGUGAUUUGAAACCCAACAAUCUUCUGAUUGAUGGAAAUGGUGUCUUAAAAAUUGGUGAUUUCGGUCUUGCCAGAAGUUUUGGAUCUCCCACUAGACUUUAUACUCAUCAAGUUGUUACUCGUUGGUAUCGAGCUCCUGAACUUCUAUUCGGUUCCAGGAUGUAUGGAACCGGUGUAGAUAUUUGGGCAUUGGGUUGUAUACUCGCCGAGCUUUUGCUUCGAAGACCUUUUCUACCUGGAGAAACUGAUUUAGACCAAUUGGACAAAAUUGUUCAAGUUUUGGGAACUCCAAAUCAACACAAUUGGCCUAACGUUGAACACUUACCCGAUUUUGUGGUCUUCAAACCUUGUGUUGGAACUCCUUUACGUGAUAUAUUUACAGCCGUUUCAGAUGAUCUUCUUGAAAUGAUGAAUAAAAUGUUGAUAUAUGAUCCACUCGAUCGAUGUACAUGCAGCCAAGCUCUGAAAAUGCCCUAUUUUAUCAAUAAACCAGCCCCAACACAGCCUCAGUUCAUGCCUCGGACAAAAUCUCAAGAUGAGAAACCUCAAACAGGAUUAGAACGUAAAAGACAAGGAGACAAUAUUUCAUCUAUGGCUAAGCGAUUAAGAUUUGACAAUAUUGACGAUUGACGCGGUUGGUAUUAAUUAUUUCCAUUCCAAAACCCAUUAUGUUUAAGAUCUGAUCAUCAAGAAACUUUUAAAAUUUGCACUCAAAAACAUUAGAGUCCUAUUUAUUUUAUAAUUCAAAUGUCUAGAACUAAACUUCAAGAAACUGUUAUUCGCCAGCCAAAUUUUAAUGGUGAAAAUAUCAUGAACAAUUACUUUGAAUUACAUAAUUUGCUUAAAAUGUAUCACGGGAAAUAAAUAAAUGACAUGUGAUGUCUCUAAUUAAAGCCAAUCUUUCAUUUUAUAACAUUAUAGUUUACAUUGAAAGAUGGUGACCAAUUUUAUU